GUAGAAGUGUUUUCGUUUCCAUAGAAACGAUGGGCGUUGCCAGCGAAGUUAGUGCUGUGUCAGUGACAUGAUGAGCCAUUUUUACAUUGUAGCAUCAGUUCACAACAAUACAUUUUAAAAUAAUUAGCAUUGACGUUAAACAACAAAACUGGUUAGUUAGCCACAUUCUAGCAAGCUGACUAGCAACGUUGUAACACUAGCAAAAAUGCGGCCACAAAGACAGCAGACCAACAACAAUACAGCCAUUACAGGAAGGUGUCUUUCUCCCACGGUCAACAGCUAUAAACUGCACUUUACAGCAGUGAACUCUCAAAUACCAGAGAUAAAUGUUCAAAGACCACUGGACGUCCGAUGGUCUAAAGACUUUACAAACGGGAUAAACAUGGACACCAUGAAAAUGAAUCCACCAAGACAAGACAGCAGGCUUAAUGCAGACAGUGGUGGCGGCAGGCCUCUCCACACCCCUGUGCUGGCGUUUGUCAGUGAGUUUAUGGGCCCUGAGCGUCCCCUCCUACCCCCUGCUGCUGCUCUACCCAGUGGGCUGACUGGUGACCUGGGGCCACAGCCACACAGAGUGAAGCCUAGGAGAGCAACCCACAGUGCAGGGGCCAUCAACUCCCACAGUACCUCACCCCUCACCCUGCCAACUGGACCAGGUGAUGCCAUAUCAUUGAGUGAGAAUUCUUCCUCUAGUUUUCCAAUUGCCUUUCGUUCCCGUGAUGACUGUGCUUUGAGUCCUGAGCGACUAGAUUUGGACAGGCGUGGUCUGGAGGAGUGUCCCCUGCUGGAGGGCAUGGGUAGGCUGCGGCUGCUUAACUUUCAGCACAACCUCAUCACGCACAUCCACAAUCUGUCUCAUCUGCGGCACCUGGCCUUCCUAGACCUGUAUGACAACCACAUCUCCCAGAUGUCUGGCAUCUCAGCCCUGGCCUCUCUCAGAGUGCUUAUGCUGGGCAAGAACAGAAUCCAGAGGAUAUGCAGUCUGGAUAACCUGACUAAACUAGAUGUUCUGGACUUGCAUGGCAAUCAGAUCUCCCAGAUAGAGAACCUUUCCCACCUGUCUGAGCUGCGCGUGUUGAACCUGGCAGGGAACUGCAUCUCCAGGGUGGACAACCUGCAGGGCCUGGACUCACUGACCGAGAUCAACCUGAGACGCAACUGCAUCUCCACUGUGACAGAGGUGGACCAGCUGCCCUGCCUCCAGCGCCUCUUUCUCAGCUGCAACAGCAUCACCAGUUUUGAUGAGCUAGCCUGCCUGGGAGAGUCGUGCUCCCUUUAUGAGCUCACCCUGGAUGGGAACCCAGUAGCCCUGGAGACAUGGUACAAGCAGGCCGCCUUGCGCUGUGUGCUUCAACUCAGACAGCUGGACAUGAAACGUGUCACGGAGGAGGAGAGACGUAUGGCCUGCGUCACGGCCCGGAAGGAGGAUGAGAAGAAGAGGGAGAGUCACAAGCAGGCCAUGCACAAGAGUCCUGCUCAUGUUGUGCCUCAGCAGUUCUACACUCAACUUGGGCUCAAGUCUCAGGACUCCUCAGUGACAAGCAAGGAGAAGCGGCGUCUGGCCAUCCGUAAUGCAGCACUGCAGUGGGAGGGGGUCAGGGCCUGCCUGGAGCUUCCGGCUCAGAACGGAGCCAAGGAAGAAAUCAGCCCUGAGGCAAGCCCCGCCCACAGCCCAGCCCAGACCAAUGGCCUUGCACUGGAACCUUCUCCGGAUGAGCAGCUCAGACGGGUGAGUCCAGUGUCGGCUCUGGACAGGCCAACAGGGGGCAGUGAGACCCGGAUGCGCUCCACCAGUCGCCCCAACAGUCCUCGAGACCCCAAGCUCCUGGAGGCAGGGGGUGUCAACCUGCAGAGCCUCUCCCUGUCAGACAGCCACCUGGCGGAGUUGGAUGGGGAAACCCUGCGCCUGUUCGGCCUCGGAGCACUGGAGGCCCUGGAGAGAGGCUGGGGGGUCCAGACUGCAGGGGCCGUCACUGUCAUAGCCUUCCGCUACAUCCACUUUGAUGCGAUCGUGCCAACACUGCCACGCAUAAGGGUCAAGUUCCCCAACCUAUCUCAUCUGAUUUUCCUGGAGACCAACGUCAGCCGUCUUCCUCAGCUGGCUGCUCUGGCCCAGGUGAGACGUCUGGACCAGCUGACCAUCCACCCAGAGGGGAACCCUGUAGUCAGCCUUUCCCUGUGGAGAUCCUUCCUCAUCUACCGCCUGCACCACUUCAACCUGCAUAAGAUCAACAACCUGGAGGUGACCAUGAAUGACAUGAUCUCUGCAGAGCGUCUGUUUGGGACGCUGGGUCAUAUCGCUGCCACCGAGACACCACGCUGCCGCCUGCUAGUACUGCUGGAGGAGUCCAGACAAAGCCUGCCAUCGAGGAGCCAUAGGGAGUUGGUUGGAAGUGCAGGGGUAGGGUGGGUACCUGGCACCAUCCUCACAUUCCCAUUCCUCUCCCCAGCCAACAGCUCUUCAACUAUAUCACUCCUGGUCCCUGAAACACAGCCAAGCAAAGCAAAAUAUGCCAUGCUGUAGUGGUGUCUCUCUCAGUGCCCCGAGCAGAGCCCUGUCUGUCUGUCUGUCUGUCUGUCUGGAGAAUACUGUUAAAAGUUAAUUGGCAAACUGCCAUUCUGCUGGCUUCCAGUUCUUCUUUAAUAACUCACAUUCACUGACGCCCGAUAUAGAAAACACAAUAAUAUUUGCCAUUUAGCCAACGCUUUUAUCCGAAACGACUUACAGUCAUGCGUGCAUACAUUUUUACGUAUGGGUGUACCCGAGAAUCAAACCCACUACUCUGGUGUUACAAGCACCAUGCUCUACCAACUGAGCUACAAAGGACCACGCUUUACCAAUAGCCGGGAGCUGAUCAUUCUUUUCAGAUCAACAGUGAAACGGUAUUCGAUUUAACCUGCUGACAUUGCGUGAUAAUGCAUAGUUUUGUCAAAUAAGUAUUUAAUAUGUAUAGUAUGGUUGAUAACUUGAACUUUGACCUCUCCAGAAAUACUAGUUGAACAUUAACUUGAUAUUAUAAAGACAGUUUUUAUAAACUGGUACAGGGCAGAUGAAAAAACAAUUGAUGUGACGGCCACUCCAUGGAGAUCAAACAUGCAGCCUAAGGUAAUUCAUAUCAUAAAUCUCCCUACUUCCCUGUUGGCUGGAAUGAAUUCCUCUUUAUGAAUCACAAUACACUUGGUACACUGCAAAAUAUGUUCUGAAAAGUUGAAUGAGUGCCAGAGCGUUUUGUGUGUAAUGUGUAUCUGACUAAUAUAUUGUUUUACAAGGGCUGUGGCUUUGGAAUGUCUUUCAAUGUGUAUUUAUUUAUGCAUGUGUGUGUGCCACAGGUAUGUGUAAUGUACUGUAAAUGUACUGUAUAUCUCUGUCUGUGUGAGGCCUUGAGAUGACAGGCCAGGGCUUGUCUGUCCCUAGCAGCUGCCGUUUUUAUCGUUCGCUGUGAGAAAUGGACGAGCAUGGCAGUUAGUUCACUUCCUUAAUCUGUCCCUUCAGGUUCACUCUGUAUGAUUACCCACAACACCCCUGGGCCUUCUAGAGCGGAGCAUGGAAGAAAUGUCUGAGUAUCAAACAAUACUUUACCUUGAGCUGCCUUAUGCAUCCCUUUUCCCCCCAACUGAGCCCACUGACCUACUCUGCAGCAGCCCUAACCUUUUAAGUGCUGUAAUGUGUGUGUAUUUGAUUAAGGUUUAACCUUCCAUAUAAAACAAUGUCUAAACUUUCCCCUCUCAGCCUCUGCACAGUGCACACUACUCCCUGUAGUUUGGUCCUUCCAGGAAAACCUCUCCUCAGAGAUGGAGAGUGUAGUCCUGUAAUAAUUAAGAUGGGAGUUCACUCUAGUCAUCAGUAAAUGGUUUCAGAUCCAGUACAGACAUGUAUAACCCAGAGCUAUACAUUAUACAGUCAUAGUUAGGUUUGGACAAUCCAUGUGGGAACACAUAUGGUCAUGGGUAGGGCAGAUAUUGCUGUGAAGGUAGCCAGAGCAAAGGCUAUGAUGGCUAUAAUGCUUUUAGUGUAUUGCGGUUGAGGACCAAGUCAUAAUCAAAAGUCAUUGAACAUGGGAGAAGGCCAAAAGGCCUGAAGAUAGGCAAUUCUGGGGUGGGGGACAGCUUGUCCCGUUGUGUGAACCAUCAUGUGAUAGUUUUGACAUUCAUGUCUGUGAUACAAUACUAAUGACUGGAGGCCAGAAAAGAUUCCUGAACCCAAUGUAGGAGUGGUUCAUCCUUCUUCUCAGUGAAUUAAGUUGAUGGUGUGGGCUGUUAUACUGGGGUGUUUGCGUUCAACCUCCACUCUACAGUACAGUAUAAUUGUACAGUAGAGUACAUGCUCAGCUAUGGUGAAUGGGGCUGUUUGAUAGAUACACACCACUCAGUUGAUCCUCUGCCCACCUAUACAUACAGUGUUCAGGCUCUCUGUCUCCGACACAAGCACACACACUUAUCCCAGUAGGUAUUUUAGCCUGCAGCCUCCGUCUCAAUGACUAUUCCAGAGUUCUGGCACCAGCGUUUGGAACAUGUUGGUGCAGUGCUGAAUUUCAUGAGAUGAAUAAUGAUGGACAGGGACGUUUGAUGUAGCUAACAUCCUUUAUUAAUGUUCUCAUCCUGGUUACAUCUGUACCAAUCCUGCUGCUGAAAACUAUACGACUGACAAAGAACUGAUUUAAAAAGUUGUACAAAUUAACUACAUUUAUGUAGAAGUACUUUAUCAUUCUCAAUUCAUUGUUCGUAAAGUAGUUGUUUGACUUGGCUUCCAUGGAAUUCAUGUUGGCACUACUCUAAUAGUAUCUGAUACCAGUCUUGACAGAUGUGUUAAUGCGGAGCAUUGAGUGAAUGCCAUUACUAUUUGUCGAAACGUGUAUUGUGAUACUUUGUUAUUCCCUUCUUUGACGAUGGCACUGUCCCUGGCAGGGUUAUUGGAUGCCCUGAUGCCCCAGACAUGUCUAACUCACCUGCUGCAGCACACCCUGAGAAAUCAGAUUUAUUAUUAUUUGAAAAAAACAAUUUCACAAAAGUACACAAUACUAGUAUUAGCAGACUGAUAUAGACGUCUAAUAGCGUGGGCAAAAAAAAAAAAGAAUUCAGCAUUUCCGCUUUGGCAAAUAAGGUAGUAUAAUUAAGAAGAGUAUCUUGCAGAAUUCAAUAGUUGGAAUUGUAAGAGUUGUUGCCCUGUCCCUUCCUCUGUGAUUGUUAUUCUAAUGGAAUCCAGAAAGAACAAAACCCUGUCCUCAACAUUUACAUUAAAUGGUGAAAAGUUAUGGGUAAAGACAUAAAGGCACAAAACAUCCUCAUCAAAUUAAAUAUUUUUUUUGAUCAAAUAACAUGGGAAACAACCACUUUUUGUGCAGUAUUAAUUUACUAUCAUUACAAACCACUUCAUGUAAAUGUACAUUACUGUAUAGUACAUAGGCUGGUCAUCUAGGUUUCUACAGGUAGACUUUCCAUCACCAUGAAGAAAAACAAUGCACAAUACAGUAAUUGAGUACAUUGACACAUCAAGUGGUUUGUGAUGAUAUGAUGUGGCUCAGUUGGUAAGAGCAUGGUGCUUACAAUGCUAGGGUUGUGGGUUUGAUUCCCACAGGGGACUAGUAUGAAAAAAUAUGAACAUGUAUACAUUUCAAGAAACUGUUAAACAUAUUUCAAGCACAUUUUUUUUAUAUCCCACAAGUAUUAUCGGAUUAACUGUUUUGUACAGAUAAUCAUCAGGCUGAAGUUACAAAUGCUGGUAAACACUCAAAUACAUUUAGUGUAAAAAAUGUAGUGCACCGGACCUUUGCUAGUCUUGUAUUAUCGGACCGAUAUGGACUUCUUUAGUGAGGGUCAUUUAGUUUUUCUGAAACAAAAAAACACAGUACCCGACCCACAAACCACUUCUGCGUUGUCUCAAUCUCUCUCUCUCUCUCUC
Messenger RNA from Oncorhynchus mykiss (rainbow trout), 5899 nucleotides. The record is from RefSeq and is a predicted model, not a curated record. NCBI's taxonomy places the organism in Eukaryota, Metazoa, Chordata, Actinopteri, Salmoniformes, Salmonidae.